UCCACCGGCUCGUGACGUCACCCCCACUCGAACGCCCGCUCUUCGUUUUUCACGCACGAGCCCGGCGCGCGUCCUUUGUGUUUUGUGUUCGUUCGUCAGCCAUUCAUUGGCGGCGGGCAGGUGGCCGACAUGGGCAACUGUCUGACGGUCGGCCCCAACGAAGCCUUGGUGGUCUCUGGUGGCUGCUGCGCAGCGGAUUCCAAGACCUACGUGGUGGGCGGCUGGUCGUGGGCUUGGUGGCUCCUCUCCGACACGCAAAGAAUCACCUUGGAGAUAAUGACGCUGCAGCCGCGCUGCGAGGACGUGGAGACGGCGGAGGGCGUGGCCAUCACCGUCACAGGCGUGGCUCAGGUGAAGGUGAUGACGGAGCAGGACCUCCUGGCCCUGGCGUGCGAGCAGUUCCUGGGCAAGUCGGUCAUGGAGAUCAAAGCGGUGGUCCUGCAGACCCUGGAGGGACACCUGCGCUCCAUCUUAGGAACGUUGACGGUGGAGCAGAUCUACCAAGAUCGGGACCGCUUUGCCAAACUGGUACGGGAGGUGGCGGCGCCCGACGUGGGUCGCAUGGGCAUCGAGAUCCUCAGCUUCACCAUCAAGGACGUGUACGACAAGCUGGACUACCUGAGCUCGCUGGGCAAGACCCAGACGGCCGCCGUCCGCCGGGACGCCGACAUCGGGGUGGCGGAAGCCGAGCGGGACGCCGGGAUUCGGGAAGCCGAGUGCAAGAAGGAGAUGUUGGACAUCAAGUUCCAGGCCGACACCAAGAUGGCCGACUCCAAGCGAGAACUGGAGCUGCAGAAAGCCGCCUUCAACCAGGAAGUCAACACCAAGAAAGCCGAGGCCCAGCUGGCGUACGAGCUGCAGGCGGCCAAGGAGCAGCAGAAGAUCCGCCUGGAGGAGAUGGAGAUCGAGGUGGUGCGGCGCCGCAAGCAGAUCGCCGUCGAGGAACGGGAGGUCCGGCGCACCGACAAGGAGCUGGUCGCCAACGUCAAGCGGCCCGCCGAGGCCGAAGCCUUCAAGAUGCGGCGGCUUGCCGAAGGAUACAAGAAGAAGCGCGUGCUCAUCGCGCAGGCCGAGGCGGAGAAGAUCCGAAAGAUCGGCGAGGCGCAGGCCGCGCGCGCGGAGGCGGUGGGCAAGGCCGAGGCCGAGAAGAUGAGGCUCAAGGCCGAGGCCUACCGGCGCUACGGCGACGCCGCCAAGACCGCCCUGGUCCUGCAGGCUCUGCCCGAGAUCGCCGCCAAGGUGGCGGCGCCGUUGGCCAAGACCGACCGGAUCGUCAUCCUGGGUGAAGAUGGCGGCGGCGGCGGCGGCGGCCAUGUCACGGGCCAGGUCGACCGACUCCUGGCGGAACUCCCCGCUUCGGUUAACGCGCUGGCGGGCGUCGACUUCACCAAGAUUCCGCUGCUGCAGAAGAUGGCCAAGACCAGCGGCUGAAGGGUGGCGGCGCUGGAGCCGGAUCGGUGACCAGAAAACUCCUUUGGUGCCUUCGCCGACCUUGGAGCGCCCCUCACGGUCUGCCGCUGGCACCGCGCGGCGGCGCUGAGCCAAGCUUUCUGCCAGCUGCUUCCUUUUCUUCUGAUUUGUCAUCGUCGUCGUCGUCUUCACUUUGGGCAGCGUUGGAAAUCACUCUUGAGCCACGACGGCGGAGCUGUCAAACGCGUUUGCACCCGGUUGGAGCUCGAGCGGGCCCCGCCGGCCGCACGGUUUAUUUGGGCCGUUCCAAAGUUUUGCCAUUUUGCGCUGCAAAUCGUUCCAAGUCGGAAACGAUGCACUUGGAUUUUUGCUGCAAAUCUGACAGCUGCCGUGGCGUUCACCCGUUUCGCAUCUUUAGCUGUGCUCAUACUGCGGCUCGAUUGCGCUUUUUGUUUUGCCCGCGUGACAUUUGUUUUUCUCCCGUGCGCUCCCCUUCCUGUCACCGUCAACGACCGUCUGAUGUGAGCGCAGUGUGGAUGCUCGGGUGGCGCUCAUCUGGCGUACACGUCGACAAAAGGUCUCGCACUUGUCGGACAAAACAGAUGGCGAAGGCCGAGCGGGGAGAAGAUGAGGUGGGAAAAAAUUUGCCCCGCUUGCACAAAAUCCUUCAAAUUGUCACAACCGAUGCGUCCCGCGCGCCCUCCACAGGACAAGUUGCGUUUGCUUUGAGAAUGUGGACGAUGACAUCAAAAAAUCCCAAUUGGGGACGGUGCCCUGCGCUGUCAAUGUAGCCACAAGCUGUCAUGUUUGUAAAGCAACCGGCUAACAUCGAGAAAGGAUGUUGGAUGGACACGCAUUUCUGCAAAUCUCGACAAGCUCGAGGGACUCAUCUCGCAAUACCAACUCAAGCGGCGACUGUUUUUCUUCACAGGGCGCAACUCCCAAUCGGAAUCCCAUUCCGAUUGAUUGGCCUCGUUGGGAUUGCAUACGGACGUCUGUCUGCAUGUCCCUGUCGCGUUCGAUAUGCCAACACAUUUUUGAGGGAAGGCGGUUUUUCUUCUGCUUUUACCGUGAUGUGUGUGUGUGUGUGUUUUUAGUUGACAUGUGACUGUUCAGAUUCUUCUUGAUGUGGUCGAAUGACACUUUAGGUGAACUCGUUUUGGCAGUGACUUGUUGUCAUCCUCAUCUGGGGAACUGAGAAGGAACGAAAAGUCAGAUGUUCAGCCAGGAAACGUCGAGAGCUGCUCCGAAAAUUUCGCUGAGGACAACCCACUCCAAAUAGUGCACACAGCUCUCAUUGGGAUGCAUGACACAACUUUGAUGUGAUAUUGUGAAGCGUCUUUGGCUCCAAUUGGCAUAGGGCUGAACCCUCCCGUGUUCAAAUUGAGUCCAUUUACAGACACAGACCCCCCCCCCCCCAACAUACAUUCGAUUAUUCAGUCCCCACGUCGGUCUAUUCAUUAUUUUUUUAACGAAUUAUUGACCAAUCUCAAUCGUCCAUAUGUAUUCGGAUGAUGCGCUGUUGGUGAGUUAAGUGACGGUCACUUUUCACGCAUGCGCAGAUGAGAUCUACGGGCGGUUGGAUGCUCAGGCCCAUCGCUCGAAAGAUGGACUCGAGGACACGCCCCUUUCAAAAUGACUGCCUAUGCCUACCCUGGGCUUCGCUCAAGAGGGGCAAAGUCAGCAGCCAAGUCUAUUCAUCCGUUUGAACGGCAACAAAAACGUAAACAAAGUUGUACAAACAAUGCAGUGCAAUUACGACGAGUGAACUGGGAAUAAUUUGUUAACAAGAUUAAUAUUCGACUUUUUACACGUUCCAUAUCGGUAGCACAUAUUUGGGAGUUGACAAAAAGUAAAUUCGUAGAGAUCGAUUGAGAAUUGAGCACGACGCACAAUAAUCUCAAUGUCAUCUUUAUUGUUAUCAUGAUUAUUAUUUAAUUAAAAUGUCCACAUUGAUUUUGGUGGGAAUGUGGCCCUUGCCAACACGGCCGCCGAGCAGGCAGGUCCGUUUGCCGGCGUUUUUCCAGCAUGCAGUCGUAUGCAGUCAUCGCUUCCCGUUCGUAUAAAUAAGAAAUAAUUGCUCGGUGCCAUUAAAAUUUCGCUGGU
Hippocampus comes (tiger tail seahorse) is the source of this 3516-nucleotide messenger RNA. RefSeq names its product flotillin-2-like. Lineage: Eukaryota; Metazoa; Chordata; Actinopteri; Syngnathiformes; Syngnathidae. The record is from RefSeq and is a predicted model, not a curated record. Bases 130 to 1431 code for a protein of 433 amino acids. Gene Ontology annotation, cellular component: plasma membrane; cytoplasmic vesicle; flotillin complex. Gene Ontology annotation, biological process: protein localization to plasma membrane; regulation of myoblast differentiation. The transcript is spliced from 11 exons. Gene Ontology annotation, molecular function: protease binding.